Messenger RNA from Orbicella faveolata, 2324 nucleotides. RefSeq lists its product as uncharacterized. Lineage: Eukaryota; Metazoa; Cnidaria; Anthozoa; Scleractinia; Merulinidae. The record is from RefSeq and is a predicted model, not a curated record.
CAGGAACUCUGAAGGGAAGUGCUACUCCUCUCAAAAUAUUGACUUAUAAUCAACGAAGAGGGAUUAAUAUCAGUCUUUGCUUGCACGCUAGAAGUUAUUUCGUGUUGGUGUUUAAGCGACAGGCAGCUUCAUGUUAAACACCGAUUUCAGGGCUUAAAAAUUGCCCCCCUUAGUCGAAGUGUAUACCAACAAUGUCGCUCUACACCAACAUUUCAGCAACUCUCUUAGUGAUGUCGAUUCUUUUCGCUUCCUCGCGGUCAGGAUCAUUUAGGAAUAGAACGAAAAUUUCAGAAAAGGAAGCCCUGCCAACCUCGUCAACCCCAACACAUGUAAACAAUGGAACUACAAACACCAGACCAAGCUUACAAAGUACAACAUCAACUUUACCACAGUCUACUCAAAAAACAAAAAAACCAAACAAUUUUACAACAGUAUCUCCUACAGAGGGAACUUCCAAACCAUUAAGAACAGCAGUAACUGCACCGGUAUCGAGGGAAUCAGUCACGAAUAGUACCAGUCCUCGUGAGAAAAGCGCGCAAAGAGUUGAAAAGCGUAGUACAGUACUGGUCGUGACCAUUGUGUUACCGUUUUGUCUGUUAAUGGUCGGAAUUGUUGUAGCUGUGUUUUUUGUUCGCUGGAAAAGAAUUAAGAAGAUGAAACAAGGAUUUCAGGAGGAAAUGGCUGUCAUUUGUCUACAUGACGAACUGGCUUCAGAGGCGCUGUAUUCUUCAUGGAAGCCUUUCAUGGACGGCAAUGACAACAACAAAGUCAAACUAGUCAUUGAAACCCAGCCUAGUAAUGUGUCACCCACGGCGACAAACUCUUGAUGAUCAUUUGUCUACCGGCUUCUCUCAUUCUUUUGUUUCCCGUCAUCUCAAAAGACCUGGAAUGCAGCCUGGAGAUACGGCUUUCAUCUUGUAUUUGUAGAAUGACUCAGCGUGUUCUGUUGAUCAUACGCGAAUAUGAUUGGUUCUCGUAUGUCAAUUCUUGAUUUGUUUACCUUAAAAAAUACUUUAUUAUAUAUGGUUUAGACUUCAAUCCUUUAGAGUGUCUACUUAAACAAUGAGACUCCUCGCCAGAACUUUCUAUGAGCAAUAGUUAACUCGCCUGCGCCUCAUUGAUUUCAUCAGGAACCCAUGACCCAUGGGCUCCUGUCCUCGUAGAAUCUCGAGCUUGUGUUGUCUAAUUACUUAAUACACUGUGCAAUAUAAUGUACAAUUACUCACUUCUGUUUUUGUUGUACUUCUCAUUGGCAAAAGAUAACGUUUGAAAAGCCGAUUUUUUUUACACCGUAUAAAGAUUUUCAGUUCAAUUAAUCGGACAACAUUAAGGCGGUGCAAUCUCGUUUCAAAAAACAUUCUCUGCUAAACCGUCUGUACUUUAACGUUUAUUCGCUUUAAAGUUCCACUUCUUUCUCAAGAAAUCCGAGUACACUCUAAACACAUAUAAAACAAAGUAUUCACCAACUGCAAUCGAAAACAAGGUUUUCGUUCAAUAGAGUACACAUAAACAGCAUCCACUUGUCUAAUAAAUUAAGCGUUGUUUUCAAAUUAUCGUUGCUUUAACACCGGCAAAGUGGUUGUAUUGUUAAUCGACGUGUUAGAAAUAGUCUCUGUUUAAUCAAAAGAUUUCACUAGCUUCCUGUUGGUAACAGUUAUUUCGAAGCAGAUUUACUGUAACCCUUUUCACUAUAAAUGGUUCUCUAACUUUUCACCAGUUAUUCUAGAGAAUACAGUAGCAAUCUGAAUCGUUUCAGAUUGCUUUAAGUCAAUUAAUCAGAUUUACAUAAGAAAAAGUAAUUUCUGCAAUAAAUUGUCGUUUUCUUUACGGAAUUCUCUGAGUACAAAGUGUUAUUGGUAUCGUAUAAUACAGUUUCUUACAAAAGUCAAGAGAGUCAACGCUGAUCCUACAUAUAUUAACAAGGCUUUUAGAGUAGCGCUGUUUCUCUCCUUUAACUCUUUGUGUGCCCUUGCAAACUUUCAUCGAUGAACUGACGACGGAAAGCUUCGACUGAUUGACAAGCAAGCGUGGGUGCGACUUUUUACAGCAAAAAACGGCGACAGACGCUCAACAACAUCAAUAGAUCAUGAAUUUAUCAAGGACGGAAAAUUGCGCGAGCGUAAGUGGUAUUAAAUCAGGGCACGUACAAAAGAAAUAUGCUCUGAACUAAAAACAAUUAAGCUUGCUGAUCAUACACUAGUUCGAUUCCGUUCUCGCUCGAGUAACUUUUCCUGUUUCGGUGCCAGUAGAUUCAUCUGUUGUGUGGAAUGUUGUUUAAGGUUGUGCAGCAGACUGAAUUGUUUAAUAAAUGCAUGUUUUAAUAU